This is a messenger RNA of Sinocyclocheilus rhinocerous, 996 nucleotides long. Its product is annotated as probable E3 ubiquitin-protein ligase RNF144A-A. Lineage: Eukaryota; Metazoa; Chordata; Actinopteri; Cypriniformes; Cyprinidae. Bases 87 to 896 code for a protein of 269 amino acids. The transcript is spliced from 4 exons. The record is from RefSeq and is a predicted model, not a curated record.
AGAAGCCAUGUGACAAACUGGAAAGAGAACAAAACACUGUCAACAUAUAACCUAGGUUUCAUUUCUAAACCACCUGCUGGAGAAACAUGACGGAACAACAGCGGGAAGAAAAACGCUAUGAUCCCAACGACAAAACACUUAAGUUUGUAACGCGCCAGGAUGACAUAACUGGGGAUGAUGACCCUGAGACUCGUCGUGCUGAGAUGUCAUGUGGCCAUGCAGUGACUCCACAGUCACUGACUGCGUGGUGUCGUAGUCUACUGGACCAGGGUCAGCACAAGUUCCUAUGCCCUGCACUUAAAGAAGGCACACUACAAAGAUGCAAUGCAGAAUGGCCCUAUGUGGAAAUGCGGAGGUUGGCUGUACUGACUCAAGAGGAGCAGAGCCAUUUUGAAGAGACGAUGGCUGUCCUUGCUGCAGCAGAGUACUGCGAACACAAAACAUGUCCUGGAUGUCAGACAUUCGUCGAGAGAGCCGACAUUACCAACCUCUGUGUCAUGUGCACAAUCUGCACGGCUGAGAAGGGUCGGACAUUUCAUUUCUGCUGGCAGUGUAUGAGACAGUGGAAAGGCCCAGGCCCUCGAUCUGACCGCUGUAACAAUCCCGGCUGCACUAAUCCCGACAUUGAAAAGUUGGCAAAAUGUUGUUAUACAACGCUACCUGAAGUCAAUAAUGUGAGCUGUCCCUCAAUGCGAGCUUGCCCUACUUGUGGCAUCCUUGUGGAGCAUGACACAACAGGGUGUAAGAAUGUCAUAUGUAAUCGCUGCAGGGUAGAAUUCUGCUUUGUUUGCCUGAAAGUCACUCAAGUAUGCUUGCAAACAAGCAGUUACUUCAUUGCCUGUUCAGAUGGGGUCGCGCCACGGCAGACUUCCAUUCCUUCCUGGAACAGAAACUGAAAACCAUUGAAGAAGCCAAACAAAAUGAUGUAAACGUGACAUGAUAAAAUGUGUAGCUUGAAUGCAAUGCAAGUUGCUUUGGAUUAAAAUCUGUGCCAAA